AUGCAGUAUCCGUUAUUGUUUCCGUAUGGUGAAGAUGGUUUUAGAUUAGGUAUUGAUAUUGGCUAUGUUGAUACAUCUGGAAGGAAACGCACAACCGUGACAAUGCGCGAAUUUUUCGCAUUUCGCAUUCAAGACAGGCAUGGAGAAUCCCCAAUCAUUAUGAUGUCUGGGAGAUUGUAUCAGCAGUUUCUGGUUGACGCAUAUACGAUGGUAGAAUCAAAUAGGCUUCGUUAUAUAUGGCAUAAUCAAAAGAAGCUACGGUGUGACAGCUUUGAUAAGAUUGAACAAUCUGGUGAACGUGGCAAUAAUGAUCUUUCUGAACAAGGAAAAAAGGUGCUUAUACCUGCUUCAUUCACGGGAAGUAAGAGAUUCAUGAGGAAACAUUAUCUAGACGCGAUGGCCACAUGCAAGUACUACGGAUACCCGGAUUUUUUCAUAACAAUUACUUGCAAUCCAAAAUGGCCUGAGAUAACGAGGUUUUUGGAAAAACAUGAUCUAAAGAUCGAGGAUCGACCAGAUAUUUGUUGCAGGAUUUUUAAAAUGAAGCUCGAUAAUUUAGUGAAUUAUCUAACGAAAGACCACGUUAUGGGCCACGUUAACUCAGCGAUGUAUACCAUUGAAUUCCAAAAAAGAGGAUUGCCACAUGCCCACAUGGUUGUUUUCUUGAAACCCGAAUCCAAACUACCAACAGGCGAGGACAUAGAUAGAUUUAUAUCAGCAGAGAUACUGGACAAGGACUUGGAUCCAAUUUUGUACGAAAUUGUUGGAGACUUGAUGAUACAUGGACCAUGCGGUGAUGACAAUCCAAAAAAUGUUUGUAUGCAUGAGAAAAGAUGUACAAAAUUCUUUCCUAAGCCUACUGGAUCAGUUACUAAAAUCGAUGAUGCUGGCUUCCCCAUCUAUAGACGUCGUAUGGAUCAAAGAACCAUUCUGAAGAGGGGUGUUUUGUGUGAUAACCGAUAUGUUGUCCCAUAUAAUCCAGAUCUCUUAAAGCGUUUUCGGGCACAUGUUAACGUUGAGUGGUGCAACCAAACCAGGUCUAUAAAGUACCUAUUCAAAUAUAUAAACAAGGGUCCAGAUUACAUUAGAGCAGCAAUCGAGGAUGAAGACGGUAACCCCGUUAUAUCCCAAGAUGAGGUUGAGCAACAUUACAAUUGCAGAUACAUUUCACCGUAUGAAUCUUCAUGGAGGCUUCUAAAGAUUCCUACACAGUACCGAACCACGGCAGUAAUGCAACUUUCGUUUCAUUUGCCUGGUAAACAAUUGUGUAUAUAUCACGAAGGAGAGAGCGUUGACCAAGUCUUAAACAAGGCAUCGGUAGGUCAGUCACAAUUUCUAGCGUGGAUGGAGGCAAACAAGGAACAUGCCUUGGCAAAGGAGCUAACAUAUGCUGAUUUCCCAACAAAAUUUGUCUGGGUCUCAAAGCAGCGGCAAUGGAGAAUACGAAAACAAGGUUUUGCCAUAGGCAGACUGGUGUAUGUCUCACCUUCCGCUGAAGACGCAUAUCAUUUGAGGAUUCUUCUCAAUAUAGUCAAGGGCCCUGAGAGUUUUGAUGACUUAAAAAAGGUUAAUGGUGUUAUAUACUCUUCUUUCCGAGAAGCAUGCUUUGCGCUUGGUUUGUUAGACGAUGAUAAAGAAUACAUCGAAGGAAUUAAAGAGGCCAGUUUUUGGGGAACUGGAAAGUUUCUUUGUAAACCUUUUGCUAUAAUGCUUCUUUCGAGUAGUGUAGCAGUUCCGAUCAACGUCUGGAAUGGUACUUGGAAAAUAUUAACUGAGGAUUUCUUAUAUCAGAAAAGGCGUGAAGAGAAUGACCCAGGUUUGGUGUUGACUGAAGCCCAAUAUAAGAAUCUUGGUUUAUCAGAUAUAGAGAAGUAUAUGCGCAGAAACGGUCAUUCAUUAUCCGACUAUAAAGGAGAGAUGCCAGUCCCUGAUGAUAUUGGAAAGUAUAAGAAAUCAAAUCAUCUAAUCCGGGAUGAGAAAUCAUACGAUCGUGCAAAACUUGCAAACGAUCAUGUCAAGUUGUUUUCAACAAUAACCAAUGAACAGAAGGAUAUCUACAAUGAGAUAAUGGAUGCAGUUACAAGAGGUAAAACGUACCUUUGGAGGCUUUUAGGUGCUGCUCUUCGUUCUCAAGGAAAAAUAGUUCUCAAUGUUGCAUCAAGUGGCAUUGCAGCAUUGUUAUUAGAGGGAGGAAGAACAGCGCAUUCUCGGUUUGGAAUACCCAUAGUUGUGAACGAGUAUACAUUCUGUAAUGUGAGUUCUGGAUCACACCAACCAGAGCUGAUUGAAGCAGCCGAUCUUAUUAUAUGGGAUGAGGCUCCGAUGAUGAGCAAGCAUUGUUUUGAGACAUUGGAUCGGACUAUGCGUGAUAUACUAAAGUGUGAUAAGGUCUUUGGUGGAAAGGUCAUUGUUUUGGGUGGUGACUUUCGACAAAUACUCCCUGUUAUUGUCAGAGGCAAUAGCUCAGAGACUAUAUUGGCAACUGUGAAUUCUUCUCAUAUUUGGUCUGAUUGCAAAGUUCUGCAGCUAAAGACAAAUAUGAGACUGCUUUGUGGCGAUAAUGAUUUCAAUAAUCAAAAAAUUGAAGAAUUCGCCAAGUGGAUCUUGGAUAUUGGUGAUGGAAAACUAAAUAUUCAUGAUACCAUAGAAGAUGAAUUAGAAAUUCCAGCGGAUUUGCUGAUAAGCGGAGAAGGUGAUCCUGUUAAGAGAAUAGUCUCAGAGAUUUAUGGUCAAUCUUACACAACCACUCGUGAACCAGUUUUUUUUUCAGGAAAGGGCAAUACUCAGUCCACGGAAUCAAGAUAUCGACGUUAUCAAUGA
Messenger RNA from Eutrema salsugineum, 2820 nucleotides. RefSeq lists its product as uncharacterized. Gene Ontology annotation, biological process: telomere maintenance; DNA repair. The transcript is spliced from 5 exons. Lineage: Eukaryota; Viridiplantae; Streptophyta; Magnoliopsida; Brassicales; Brassicaceae. The coding region runs from base 1 to 2820 and encodes 939 amino acids. The record is from RefSeq and is a predicted model, not a curated record. Gene Ontology annotation, molecular function: DNA helicase activity.